Molecule: messenger RNA, 1169 nt
Organism: Durio zibethinus
Lineage: Eukaryota; Viridiplantae; Streptophyta; Magnoliopsida; Malvales; Malvaceae
Source: RefSeq, a predicted model, not a curated record
UAUGUUUUAUUUUUUAUUAUUUUUAUGUAAAAAUUCAGGAAUUUAUCCUCCUUGAGUUCUUCGAAACUCGCUAAUUCGAAAAAGAGCAAACCUUGAUUUCUUCCAACUCUUUCUUUUUUCCUGUGGAAUCAUCGAUAUGGGCGGAGGAGUAAUGAGGGCAGCGGCGAAGGUCGCGGGAGUUGUUAACACCAGCCUUCGUGGCGGUGUGCAGGUGACUCCACCAUCUGCGGAGCAUUCCGUCAUUCGUGUCGCCGCCUCUCAUUCGGCUUCUUCUUCACCCGCUCUUUCUAGCGUUGGGGUUUCCUCCGUUUCUGACAUGACCACGUCGGCCAAUCUCAAGGCGUCUUGGGAGAUGGUGGAUGACUGGGAGUUUGCUGGUGGUGUUGAAGAUGAGGGGUCUAUGGUUGGGUCCACCCGCGUCUCCGACCGUGGAGAGCCGAUGGCUCGGGUGUUGUUCGGCGGCGUUCCAAGCCUCGAUGAGAUUAAAGAAGCCACUGCUGACUUGAAGGAUGCAUUGGAUCAGCUUUAUCUGUCAUCUCCAAAUUCGGCCGCUGCUGCUCAGGUGUCUGGCAUGUCAUCGCUUUCAAACUCUGAGGAGACCAAAGAUUGUGUUGCUUGUGAUGUCAAAGCCAUUUCAGUGCCAAAACCUGCUAUUCAGGCAUUCAAAUUACUCAAUGAAAAUCCUGUAGUUCAGUCUGUUGUUGCUUCAAUUGCUGCUGAUCCGAACGUAUGGAAUGCUGUCCUCAACAAUUCGGCUUACAUGGAGUUCAUCCAGUCCCAAAAGACCAAUGAUGAAUUUGAAGAUUAUGGAUCCCCUCGAAGUUCUGAAUCUUCAGCAAACACCGAAGAGUAUUUCGAUUCAAGUCAACCUAAAGACCAUGGAAAUCCUUUUUCAGAUUUUCUACAGAACAUCAAGAACACUGUGGUUGAGACGGUGAAUAGGGCGACUGAUUUCCUCCAAAGCCUCUUUAAUCCACCCCCUGCUGAAAACUCGAAAGAAAAUGCUGGAUCAAACAAUUUUGACAAGACAAUCGCAGCUAGCAUGAUGGGAUUGGCAGUGAUGGUUAUCAUGGUUGUGCUUCUGAAACGACCUUAGAGUAAAAUUAUGUGAAUUUGCCGAUCUUACAAACUCUAUUACAAACUCUAUCUUAUAAAUCAAUAUAAUAUAA